UCGGAUUUGUAGAAUACAUUUUCUUCGGUGCAGCGCAAGUUAAUAAAAUGCAGGAUAUUGCUGAACGCAUUCUAAAGUACAUUGCCGAUCAUGGGGAAGUGGAUACAUUUGACUUGGCGGCUGUGUUCGGCGAAGAUCACCAGAAAGUCAUAGGCGGUGUAAAAAGUAUCGAGGCAACCGGCGAACUCAUUCGUUCCGAACCCAAUGCACGAAAAUCUUGGAAGCCGACGGCCGAAGGAGAGCACAUCCUGCAACAUGGUAGCCACGAGGCAAACAUUUUUAAUGCCGUCCUUAGCGAAGGAAUCGCGCAAUCGGAACUGAUGAAGAUCGGAAAGAACCCGAAAGCCGGCUUUAGCAAGGCAAUGUCGAACGGUUGGAUUUACAUUGAUAAAAGCAGCGGGACACCACUGGUUCGCCGUAAAGUGGACAAGAUCGACGACGAGGUGCUAACCUGUUUGAAAGCGAUCGUCGAUGGCCGCGAGUCCUCCAUUGCCGAUAGCGUCAAGAACGACUACAAGAAGCGCAAAAUACUUGAAGAAAGCGUCACGAAAAGUUUUCUCCUCUCAAAGGGGCCGGAAUUCGCUACUACGCUACACAAGCUGGAAACCGACCUCACCGUUGAAAUGCUCGCCAGCGGCCUGUGGAAGGAUCUGAAGUUCAAAGCGUACAACUUCGAUGCCCUCGGGGCCGCACCGGGACGCGGACAGCUGCACCCAUUGAUGAAAGUGCGCACCGAGUUCCGGCAGAUCUUCCUCGAGAUGGGCUUUUCCGAAAUGCCAACGAACAACUUUGUGGAGUCGUGCUUCUGGAACUUUGAUGCGCUCUACGUGCCGCAACAGCAUCCCGCACGCGACCAACAGGACACAUUUUUCGUGUCACAUCCGCAGCUAAGCAGUAAGUUUCCGCUUCCGCUGAUUGGGAGUGUUCGAGACUCACACGAAAGCGGAACCGACGGAUCAAUCGGGUAUCGGUACGAGUGGCGCUUAGAUGAGAGUCGGAAGAACGUACUACGAACACAUACUACCGGUGUCAGUGCCCGGAUGCUGUAUAAGGUUGCUAAUCAGCCGGGUGGAUUUCGCCCAGUCAAGUACUUCAGCAUCGAUAAGGUUUUUCGCAAUGAAACUCUCGAUGCAACCCAUCUGGCCGAGUUCCAUCAGGUGGAAGGAGUCGUUGCCGAUUACGGUGUUACACUAGGCGAUUUAAUUGGCACAUUCAAUGCAUUCUUCAACAAGCUUGGCAUCACCGAGCUAGAAUACAAGCCAACCUUUAACCCGUAUACCGAACCAUCGAUGGAAAUAUUCUGCUUCCAUCCGGGUUUGCAGCGUUGGAUCGAAGUCGGUAACUCUGGCAUGUUUCGGCCAGAAAUGUUACGUCCACUCGGCGUGCCGAAAGGGGUGAACGUUAUCGCAUGGGGUUUAUCACUCGAGCGGCCAACGAUGAUCAAGUACGGCAUCAACAAUAUCAGAGAUCUGAUUGGGCCGAAAGUGGAUUUGAAGAUGGUACAAGAUGGCCCGAUUUGUCGAAUGAAUUGCUAAAGAAGAAUGCACAUCGUUUGGAUUCACAAAAAGUCGCAAAAUAAAGACGG
Molecule: messenger RNA, 1585 nt
Organism: Anopheles cruzii
Lineage: Eukaryota; Metazoa; Arthropoda; Insecta; Diptera; Culicidae
Gene: alpha-PheRS
Product: phenylalanine--tRNA ligase alpha subunit
Exons: 2
Coding region: 48-1535 (495 amino acids)
Biological process (GO): phenylalanyl-tRNA aminoacylation
Cellular component (GO): phenylalanine-tRNA ligase complex; cytosol; cytoplasm
Molecular function (GO): phenylalanine-tRNA ligase activity; ATP binding; tRNA binding
Source: RefSeq, a predicted model, not a curated record